AUGCCCUCACGCACGCGCCUCGUUGUGGAGCCGGUUGCCUCUCCGAGGCUGGCCCUGGGGCGGAGCUUUGUGAGGGCGGAGCUCCUGCGGCCGGGCUGCGUCCGCGGUCCCCUGGAGUCACACCUAGUCCAGUCCUCUGUCCAAAGAGCCGCUCCCUAUGCUCGCCUGACCUACGUCUACACCAUCAUUGACAACUGUGCCCUUCCCUGUACUCUUACACCCACCACCACCCCAGCUAAGACCCUCACCUGUUCUAAUCUGGGCUAUGGAAAUAGCCUCCUAAUCGGUCUCCUUGUCUCAAGAUCCUCCUCUCUCCAAUCCAUCCUUCACACAAUUGCCAGCAGGAAGACCAAGAAGAAGGAAGGCGGUGCUCUUCGUGCUCAGAGGGCUUCAUCCAAUGUCUUUUCCAAUUUUGAACAGACACAGAUUCAGGAAUUUAAAGAAGCAUUCACACUCAUGGAUCAGAAUAGGGAUGGAUUUAUCGACAAAGAGGACUUGAAAGAUACCUACGCCUCUCUAGGCAAGAUUAACGUUAAAGACGAUGAGCUGGAUUCUAUGUUGAAGGAGGCCUCAGGCCCCAUCAACUUCACGAUGUUCCUGAACCUGUUUGGAGAGAAGUUGAAUGGGACAGAUACAGAAGAGACAAUCCUAAAUGCCUUCAAGAUGCUGGACCCAGACGCCAAAGGGAGCAUCAACAAGGACUACAUAAAGCGUUUGCUGAUGUCCCAGGCUGACAAGAUGACUGCAGAAGAGGUUGACCAAAUGUUCCAGUUUGCCUCCAUUGAUGCGGCUGGAAACCUGGACUACAAAGCUUUGAGCUAUGUCAUCACCCAUGGUGAAGAGAAGGAAGAAUAACAAGGAUGGGGUGAACACAGUUUAUUCAAUAAAGGCUGAUCAGUAAAAACAGUCCUGGCUUGACUGUUCACAUGUAGCCCUAGAAUGGGUCCCAUUAGUUCUGAGGUAGGAAAGUCCAAGUUCUGUAGUAUGUCUAGUCCCCUAGCCUGCCCUGGGUCCCCCAAGCCUGUAGAAUAGGGGAGAGAUCCUGAGAGGGGGAGAUCAGUAGCUCUCAACAGACCCUUGUCACAGAAGUCUUGUCCUGGGCAUGACAAUAUAGAAACAUAAAAAACCUUCCCAACCUAGAGCAGAGGACCGUGGUUUUAUGGAUUUUUAGAGCCUAAAAAAGCACAUUAGAGAUAUUCUAAUAUAACCCUCUCAUUUUGCAGAUGAAGAAACUGAGGCAAACAGAGUUAAGUGACUUCCCAGA
Messenger RNA from Gracilinanus agilis (Agile Gracile Mouse Opossum), 1264 nucleotides. It is a transcript of the gene MYL5, whose product is annotated as myosin light chain 5. The transcript has 8 exons. The record is from RefSeq and is a predicted model, not a curated record. Lineage: Eukaryota; Metazoa; Chordata; Mammalia; Didelphimorphia; Didelphidae. Gene Ontology annotation, cellular component: cytoplasm. Bases 1 to 855 code for a protein of 284 amino acids. Gene Ontology annotation, molecular function: calcium ion binding.